AUUUCCAUGGAUACUCGUGGACGCAAAGAAGAGGCUUACUGAACAUUUAGGCGCUUUCAUGCUGGUGCCGACGUUUUAUAAAAGCAAUAAGGCGCUUGACACCUGCGCCUCUCAGCUCCUCCAAUUAAAAAUCACUGAAAUUCAAGGCAAGAGAGGCUCGUUGGAGUAUCUGAAGAGCCAUUAGAUUUAACCCGAUUUUAACCAAACAAACAGGAAACGUGUUAUUUCCUCAAAAUUACGGCGCUGUGUAGAGGCUGAUUACCUUCACCUGUGUGUGUGUGUGUGUGUGUGUGUGUGUGUGUUUAUCUCAAGCUGUGGCAAGAGCGAACACUUUUUUUUUUUUUUCCCAUUAGCAGUGGUUAAUUUCCAAGUCGUGGUUAGACCAUUGUCGUUAUUUCAGUAAGAUAUCUUCAGUAAUGCUGUCCGAUAAAGGCCCAGUGGCUAAACUCUACCUGUCCAUAAUAGAUGAUGUGAUUGACAGUAUGCGGGAGCUUUUCUUAGAUGAAGGGCUUGAGGACCGCGUCCUUGACGAUUUAAAACAGCUAUGGGAGGCAAAAAUGAUGCAGUCAAAAGAAAUGGAAGACUUCAGGAGGAACAACAUCAACCCGUGCAACUUUGUGCUGCAGCUUCCAGUGAACUACAGCCAGACUGAUGAAGAACUCACUGCCUCAGUCAUGAUCCCCACAGGUCAAAAUGUCCACAGCUUUCCAGCCAAGAAUAACCCAGAGACUCUUGCUACUUUCUCACUCCCUGCUGGGUUGGCUUACCCUGUGCAAAUACCAGCUGGAGUCACUCUACAAACAGCCUCUGGUCAGCUUUACAAGGUCAAUGUUCCAGUGGUGGUCACCCAGGCCCCAGCAGGUCACCAGCCCCUCACCCAACCCACCCAGCAAGUCACUGAAUGGAGAGAAGCUCCAGCUCCUCCGUUGGCUGUAGUCCCACCAAGCAUGAUUCCUUCUCAGGAGAUGGAGCCACGCUCUGUUGCCUCUGUCACCGCAACCCAUUUGCCCCCGAGUCAGCAGGGUGCACCUCUCCAGCAGACACCAGCUCUUGUUUCUGAGGGCUCACAGCCUCAACAGUCCCAACCUGGGGAUCCAGAGGUCACUGUGGAGAACAGUGAGCCCAGUUCACAGCCUGCAAAUCCCAGCAUGGCCUCCUGUUCUUCAAGUCAGUUGUUAGACUUCCACAUCGAUACUGAGGAGGCUUUGACACAGGCGCAAACACUGCAGGCCACUGAGAUGGAAGAGAUCUUGAAGGAAGUGAUUAAAGAGGAGAGUGAUGAUGUUGUAAUUGCAAGCGAUAUAACCCCUCCGCAGACUGACAACCAGUCUGAAGCUGUUGUCAAGCUGGACUUGGACUACAACUACAGUGAACUGUCAGAAAUUGUUCAGCUGGAUGGUCCUGCAGACAACUCCGACAUCGAGAAGGAGGAGGAAGUUCCCCUGGAAGAGAAUGACUUUCUGGGUAUAAUCAAUGCAGAAGCCAUAAAGGCCCUGCAGGAAGUUGAUGAAAGCAGUGAUGGCAACAGCAUUUCCUCCAGCAGUGACAGUGACGGCGCUGAUGAGCUUGCUAAUGUAGUGGAAGAGGAUCCUUUGAAUUCAGGAGACGACGUGAUCGAGCAGGACAUCCCUGAUCUCUUCGACACAGAUAAUGUGAUUGUUUGCCAGUAUGACAAAAUUCACCGAAGUAAGAACCGCUGGAAGUUCCAUCUGAAGGACGGGGUGAUGUGCUACGGAGGCAGGGACUAUGUCUUUUCUAAAGCUAUUGGAGAGGCAGAGUGGUAAUGAGCUUAGUCUUUAAAUCUACUGAGGAGAUCACAAUGUUGAAAGAGGAGAAACACAUGAUGUAUUUAAAUUGAGUAAAUAUAGAACUCUUGGUUGUAUAAGAGAGCUAAAAAGGCAGGCAGUUUAGACACUGCUGUGCUAAAUUAUGGAGAUACUUGUUUUAUAUUUAUCAUCAGUAGUUAUUGAAGCAUACUGUAAGUCUGCUGCAAGUCAUUUAGGAUGUUGCCACCAAUGAGCUGCAUGAAUUUAUGUUCUGUAUUUUUAUUUAUUUAUUUUGUGUGUGUGUGUGUGUGUGUGUGUGUGUGUGUAGGUAGCUCUCUGUAUUCUAGGGGCAAAAUAUUAUUUGACCUGAAUUGUGUUUCCUCGGUCAUGGUUGUGCUGCUUUGAUGGUAACUAAUGUGCUGCUUGAUUUCCAACUAUCAUGAAGUUUUCUCUCCUUUUUUUUUUCUCUUUUCAUCACACAUCAAAUAUAACAUAAGCACUCAAGCAACCAUUUCUCUUUCUGUGCAAACCAUGCAAAGCCUGUGUCGCUCGUUUUUGGUACUGUGUAGACAUUUGGGUCCCUGCAUGGAUGACUGUCACUCAGUUUUAUACUGAAUAUAAAUAAGGCUACCAAAAAAGACAUA
Messenger RNA from Myripristis murdjan (pinecone soldierfish), 2410 nucleotides. It is a transcript of the gene gtf2a1l, whose product is annotated as general transcription factor IIA, 1-like. Lineage: Eukaryota; Metazoa; Chordata; Actinopteri; Holocentriformes; Holocentridae. The coding region runs from base 417 to 1784 and encodes 455 amino acids. The record is from RefSeq and is a predicted model, not a curated record. Gene Ontology annotation, biological process: transcription by RNA polymerase II; transcription initiation at RNA polymerase II promoter. Gene Ontology annotation, cellular component: transcription factor TFIIA complex. The transcript is spliced from 9 exons.